CCUCCUCCCCCUCCCUCUCCCCCUCCCUCUCCUCCCUCCCCUCCUCCUCCCUUCUCUCCCCCUCCCCCCCCUCCUCCUCCUCUCCCCCUCCCCUCUCCCCUUCCCCCCCCUCCCCCUCCCCCCCCUCCCUCCCUCCCCCCUCCUCCCUCUCCUCCCCCCCUCUCCCUUCCCCUCUCCUCCUCCCCCCCCUCUCCCCCCCCUCUCCUCCCCCCCCCCCCCUCCCCCCUUUCUCCUUCCCCCUCCUCCCUCCCCCCCCCUCCUCCCCCCCCCCCCUCCUCCCCCCCCUCCCCUCCCCUCCCUCCUCUCCCCCCCCCUCCCACCCCCCCUCCCCCCCUCCCUCCCCCUUCCCCCCCUCCCCCUCCUCCCCCCUCUCUCCCCCCUCCCCCCCCCCCUCUCCUCCUCCCUCCCUCUCCCCCCUCCCCCCCUCCUCCUCUCCCCCCCCCCCUUCCCCCCCCCCCCCCUCCCCCCCUCCCUCCCUCCCCUCCUCCCCCCCUCUCGCCCCCCCCCCCCCCCCCCUCCCUUUCCCCCCCCUCCCCUCCCCCUCCCCUCCCUCCACCUCCCCCCCCGCCCCUCUCUCCCCCCCUUCCUCCUCCCCUCCCUCCCCCCCCCCUCCUCCUCUCUUCCCCUCCUCCCCUCCUCCCCCCCCUCCCUCCCUCUCCUCCCCCCUCUCCUCUCUCUCCUCCCCCCCCCCUCCCCCUCCCUCUUCCUCCCCCCCCUCCCCCCCCUCCUCCCCCCCCCCUCCCCCCCCUUCCCCACCCCCUCCCUCCCUCCCUCCCCCCUCCCCCUCCCCCCUCCCCUCCUCCCUUCCCCCCUCCCCCCCCUCCCCCCCCCCUCCUCCCCUCCCCUCCCCUUCCCCCUCCACCCUCCCCUCCCCCAUCCCCUUUCCCUUCCUCUCUCCUCCUCCCCCCCCCCCCCCCCUCUCUCUCCCUCCCCCUCACCCCCUUCCCUCCUUCUCCCCCCCUCCCUCCCCCUCUCCCUUCCCCUCCUCCCCCCCAUCCCCCUCCCCCCCCUCCUCCUCCCCUCCUCCCCCCUCCUCCCCCUCCCCUCCCCCCCCCCUCCUCUUUCCCCCCUCCCCCCCCCUCUUUUCCCCCUCCUCCCCCCCCCCCCCCUCCCCUCCUCCUCUCUCCUCCCCCACCUCUUCCCCCCUCCCCCCCCCCCUCCCACCCCCCGCCUCCCUGCCCUCCCCCCCCCCCCCCCCCCCUCCUCUCCCCCUCUCCCCCCCCUCUCCCCUCCCCCCCCCCUCUCCCCCCCCUCUCCCCUCCCUCCCUCCCCCCCUCCCCUCCUCCUCUUCCCCCUCCUACUCCCCCUCCCCCCCUCUCCCCCCUCCCUCCUCCCCUCCCCCUCCCUCUCCCCCCUCCCCCCCUUCCCUCCCCCCCCCUUCCCCCCCCCCCCCCUCCCCCCCUUCCCCCCCCUCCUUCCCCUCCCCUCCCCCCCCCUCCCCCUCCUCCCUCCCCCCCUUUCCCUCCUCCUCCCCUCACCUCCCUCUCCCCCCCUCUCCCUCCCCCCCCCUCCCCCCUCCCCCCCAUCCCACCCCCUCCUCCCCCUCCCCCCCCCCCCCUUCCCCCCCUCUCCCCCCUCCCCCCCACCCCCCCCCCUCCCCCUCCCUCCCCACUUCCUUUUCCUCCUCCCCUUUCUCCCCCCUUCCCUCCUCCCCCCUCUCCCUCCCCC
Messenger RNA from Colossoma macropomum (tambaqui), 1668 nucleotides. RefSeq names its product basic proline-rich protein-like. The record is from RefSeq and is a predicted model, not a curated record. Lineage: Eukaryota; Metazoa; Chordata; Actinopteri; Characiformes; Serrasalmidae.